AUGGCAAAACGCAAGAACGAAGCCGAGAAGGCAGAGGGUCAGCAGCCCCAAAAGGCUGCUACCAAAGCCGUGUUGGAUCCCAACUACCGAGAGAAUUCAUCGUAUAGAUCACUGACCCGUGCUUCCAGGAUAUUGCAGAACGCCACGGCCUCCCCUCUCCUACGUUUGCUGCCUCUAGAGAUCCGUAGAAAGAUAUAUACCGAAGUGCUAGGGCACAGGCUCAUCCAUCUCAAGUACCUCCACGAUGACGAUUGCGAGUCACGGAGCGACGCGUCUUCUACCCCUUUCGACGUUGAAAGAAAGGCUGUUUUUGCACAAAAUCAUUGGUCCCUAUUGGUCUGCGACCCUGAUGGUCCGCGCAGUAAGGAAGAGUCCAAGUUGGUCGACUUACUACCCAAGGGACUUUCAAGCUUGAGUUGGCAACUUUGCAAUCGAAAUCUCGGUCUAGGUAGCCUUUUCCCUAGGAACGUGCCUUUUGAAGAGCAAGACGGAAGAAUAUACCCCAGGGAGAUGCAUCUGGGUUUACUCCGCACUUGUAGGCAGGUCUACACGGAAGCCAACCAAAUACUAUGGUCUACAAACACUUUUUCUUUCAACGAUGCCACUACGUUCGAGCGCUUCAUGGAGACUCGGGACUCGUUUCAGAGAAGAACCGUGCAGAAACUUCGAUUGGUAAUCCACUGGACGUUUGAAGGGGAAAGAGAGUGGAAUCCUGCUAUAAGGCUACCUCUCAUCAGAUCUUUGCAGAGACUGCGGCGUCUGGAAUUGCUCAUUGGCCAUGAGAUGGACACUGAGUCAUACUCGAAAUUCAAGAACGGACAUGGGCUGGAUGCGCCCUUAGAGACUCGUUUCGCGGAAUUUUUGCGGAAGCUGUCCGUCUUGCCUUUGAAUUCGGUCCAUGUCAAGGUUGUCUCAGAGGAUAUGCACCCUGCCGGGCCGUUGGUAUCACUCUGGACAGAAGAAGAUCAACUGGAAUCUGCCAAUGUCCUACGGGCGAGGCUGAUGAAUCCGGACAGCGCUGACAAUCACAUCCGAGUUCAGCAAGAGCUCAUAGAGAAGCAGCAUCGCUGUGCUUCAACAUUGGGGUAA
Messenger RNA from Letharia lupina, 1089 nucleotides. RefSeq lists its product as uncharacterized. The record is from RefSeq and is a predicted model, not a curated record. The transcript has 2 exons. Bases 1 to 1089 code for a protein of 362 amino acids. NCBI's taxonomy places the organism in Eukaryota, Fungi, Ascomycota, Lecanoromycetes, Lecanorales, Parmeliaceae.